Molecule: messenger RNA, 1571 nt
Organism: Falco peregrinus (peregrine falcon)
Lineage: Eukaryota; Metazoa; Chordata; Aves; Falconiformes; Falconidae
Gene: ABHD11
Product: abhydrolase domain containing 11
Exons: 5
Coding region: 249-1325 (358 amino acids)
Cellular component (GO): mitochondrion
Molecular function (GO): catalytic activity
Source: RefSeq, a predicted model, not a curated record
CACUGCCCGCGCGCCACCGCCGCCAUCAUGCUCCGCUGGCUGCCCCGGGCCCGUGUCCCCGCCCCGCCGCCCGCCGCCGCCGCCCGCUCCCUGGUGACGUAAGGCCUGGCCGCACGCGGGGCGGAGGCGGCGGGAGGGGUCCCGGGAGGAGGCGAGGGGCCGUUACCCGGGGCUGGUGCCCCCCCGGGCCACGGCCCCAGUCUAGGCCCCGCCCCUAGCGCCCAUCUAGGGGGUGCCGCCCCGCCCCCAUGCCGCUAGGACAGCCCUUUGGCCACGCCCCUGCACCCCCGGCCACGCCCUCAGACACUCGCAUCCUUGGCCACGCCCCCGCCCCUGCACACCCGGCCCGCCCAGCGCCCCCCGCAUCCCUGGCCACGCCCCCUCCCCCGCAUCCCCGGCCCGCCCAGCGCCCCCCGCAUCCCUGGCCACGCCCCCACACCCCCGGCCCGCGCAGCGCCCCCGCAUCCCUGGCAACGUCCCCGGCCCCGCACCCCCGGCCCGCCCAGCGCCCUCUCCCCCGCAGCGCCGUGCCGCUGGCCUACGUGGAGAUGGGGGGCCGCGGGGACCGGCUGCCCCUGGUGCUGCUGCACGGGCUCUUCGGCAGCGCCAGCAACCUACAGUCGGUGGCCAAGGCGCUGGCAUGCCGCGGCAGCCGCAAGGUGCUGAUGCCGGAUGCCCGGAACCACGGCAGCAGCCCCGGCAGCCCGCUGAUGACCUACGAAGCGAUGAGCCUGGACGUGCAGCAUCUCCUGGACCGCCUGGGCAUCACCAAGUGCAUCGUCCUGGGACACAGCAUGGGGGGCAAGACGGCCAUGACGCUGGCCUUGCAACGGCCAGACCUGGUGGAGCGCCUCAUCUCCGUAGACAUUAGUCCUGUCUUAACUUCACACAUCUCUGAAUUCUCUGCCUACAUCUCUGCCAUGAAGUCGGUGAAGAUCCCGGAUGGCCUGGCCCGCUCUGCGGCCCGCCAGCUGGCUGAUAAUCAGCUGCGUGAGGUGGUCCAGCUCCCGCAGCUGAGACAGUACCUCCUCACCAACCUGCUGGAGGUGGAGGGCCGCUACGUCUGGCGGGUAAACCUGGAGGCCAUUUCCCACCACUUGGCAGAUAUCAUAAACUUCCCCAUCUUCCACAAGCCAUAUCCUGGCCCUGCACUCUUCUUGAGAGGGUCCAACUCGCCCUAUAUCAGCUCCAAACACUACCCAGAGAUCCAGCGCCUUUUCCCCAAGGCAGAUAUCCAGGACAUUGAAGGUGCAGGCCACAUAGUCCAUCAGGAUAAAUUUGAAGAAUUAGUCACGGCUGUCCUCAAUUUCCUGCCACCACUGUAGCACUGAGGACCAGGGUUUCUGCAAAUGCCACGUGGGACCUAAGGAGCUCUGGGCCAUGGUGCGGGGCUCUGUGAGGAGGGGCUCAGUCUGCCCAUCCUGUGCAGCCUGUCCUGCCUGCACUGGAGUGCCCCAGAGGUUAGGAGGGGGCAGCGCUCUCAUUUUCCUGCUGCCAGACCACCUGGUUGUGGAUCUGGCUGUGACUUUGCAGAACAUGCAAUAAAGCUGAAUCCAUGCCAAGGCAUAAAA